Capronia epimyces CBS 606.96 is the source of this 1125-nucleotide messenger RNA. RefSeq lists its product as uncharacterized. Gene Ontology annotation, cellular component: cytoplasm. The transcript is spliced from 3 exons. The record is from RefSeq and is a predicted model, not a curated record. NCBI's taxonomy places the organism in Eukaryota, Fungi, Ascomycota, Eurotiomycetes, Chaetothyriales, Herpotrichiellaceae. Bases 1 to 1125 code for a protein of 374 amino acids. Gene Ontology annotation, molecular function: flavin adenine dinucleotide binding; electron-transferring-flavoprotein dehydrogenase activity.
AUGAAGCGGAUCGUCAUCCUCGGAGGCUCCUAUGCGGGAGUCAGCACCGCACAUCGCAUCCUCAAGCAGGUUCCCAAGGCCACAGGCGUCAAAGUCACCCUGGUGUCCCCGAACACCCAUUUCUACUGGAGCAUGGCCUCGCCUCGAGGCGUAGUCCCCGGCCAGAUCCCCGACGAGAAGCUGUUCCAGCCCAUCGCGGACGGCUUCGUCGGGUACCCGCCGGGCCAGUUUGAACACAUCGUCGCCUCGGCCGAAAGCCUCGACGUGCACGCGAAAACGGUGGGCCUUUCCGGCUCGACGGGCCUUCGCACACUCGACUACGACUUUUUAAUUCUGGCGACCGGCUCCCGUACCCACGGCGGGAUCCCGUUCAAGGUUCUAGGGUCGACCGAAGCGACGAAAGAUGCUCUACAUGACUUCCAGGCCAGGGUGAAGAAGGCCAAGACAAUCGUUAUCGCCGGAGCCGGUGUGACAGGUGUCGAGGUAGCGGGCGAACUGGGGUUCGAGUACGGAAAGCAAAAGGAGAUUAUUCUGAUUGCCAGUGGACCAUCGAUUCUCGAGGAAGCUCCAGCAAGUGUAUCCAAGAUUGCAACAAAGGCCCUCCAGGAUCUCAACGUGAAGCUCCAGCUACAGACCAAGGUCACCAGCAGCUCCGGCCCGACGGCCCAAUCGCCAACCGGUCGGCAAGAACUCACGCUGUCGAGGGGCCAGAAAAUCGUGGCCGACAUGUACGUCCCGACGUUCGGUCUGGUGCCGAACUCGUCGUACAUUCCGGCCCAGUUCCUCGACGCCAAGGGGUUCGUCUUGGUCGACGAGAUGCUUCGAGUCAAGGGCACCGAGGACGUCUGGGCCGUUGGCGACGUCUCGGCCAUCGAGCCCGCGCAAUUCAUCACCUGCGACAAACAGUCGGCCCAUCUCGCCAAGAACAUGACCUUGAUUCUGAGCAACAAGACACCACUUCCUUACAAAGUGGCCACAAGCCGUUUCAUGGGUCUUCAAAUUGGCAAAAAGGCCGCGACCGGUCAUUUCGGAACGUACAAAGUUCCCGGAUUUAUCAUAGCCUGGGCUCGGAAGACGCUCUUCGUGGAGAAUUUGGCGCCCACGGUGAAUGGUUCUCUGUUUUGA